AUGAACGUGUUUGUUUUCUUAGGAAACCUCGUAUACCGCCGCUGGUUUCUAGAUGGCAGUGAUCCAGAUGUGGGGUAAGAUUGAGGGCGGGGAGGGGGCGGAGAUGUGGCGUUUUACCUUACCCCUAUUUUCGGAUUUCCCUUCCCUUCGUAACUUUCUGUAACUCUUAAAUAUAUUUUUUGAUUGACCAUUCUCUCUUGAGAAUGGUUUCAGCAUCGCCUCAAACUUAUGCAUUUUCCUUUCCAACUGCUGCAGGUAGCAUUACACUCAUUGCGUUAACUGGUUAAAUUUUUGUCUUAUAACGUAGGAUUCGAGAGUAAAAUAGUGGCUUGCAUGUUCCUGUGACUGGUAAUUCUUUAAUCACAGCUAGAUUCUAUUCAUUGUUUUUUGUGAUCUUACAGGUAUUUUGGUACCCUUAACCAUAUUGAAGGCUGGUGUCCUGGAAGCAAAGCGGCGACUUUCAGUCAGAAUGGUUCCUAUGCUACUGUGCCCAACGUUAACAUAACAACCUGUGAUUUUACAAUUGCAUUUUGGGUAAAGUAUAUUGGUGUUGACGGGCCUAUACUGGCACUUUGGUCAAAGGGUGGAAAACUAUUUUAUGUUACUGUCAAGAAUUCCAGUCUCCUUUUAUCGAUACACAACACUUUCGACUUACAAGCUAAUUGCUGGUACCAUAUAGCAGUAACCUGUCAGCAGUUUAAGAUCAAGGUCUUCGUUAAUGGUUCGGAGCAGGCGUUGAGAGACCAAUGGAAUGAGUACUACUUCUCAUCGACAAGCCAUUAUCAGUUAGAGUACAUCAUAGGGAAUGACCCAGUUUUGGUCCAGAUGCCAAUGGCAAAUGGGGUGUUUGUUGGAGCAGUCAUGGAUCUUUAUGUGACUGGAAAAGCUUUAUCUGCGAAGCAGGUCUCUGACCUGAGUAAAGGUGAGAAUAGUGUCUAUUCGAGGAUAAAUCGUAUUCUUCGAUCCUUGAUAGGGGUCAGUUGGACGUUAAAAAAUUGAAUAUUCUUUUUAUAGUCUUGGUGUUAGGCUUUUAAAGAUUGUGCAAGCUUAAUGUUUUGGCAUAAUUCGUCAUAAUUUUCAUCAAUUUUCCAAAAAUUAUUAUAAUAAUUUGCACUUUUGUGUAGUUUUACAGCUCAAAAUUGAUCAUGUUACCACUUAUUUUGGCCCGAGAGCAGAAUCACGGGCAAAUUUAAGUAACAAAAUCAAUUUUUUGUCUGCUUAUAUUGUCACAUUCGUGGGACUCAGGUCCCGCAGGAAUUAAUCAAGGUAAUCAAGAACUCUUUUUACAUGACUCAACGCAUGCGCAUAAUUAGCUCGAUUAUUUAAGAUGGCGUCAGCGUACUGGUCGUUAAUUCAUGUUUCAGUUUUUGUAGUUGUGAGACAGUUUUGCAUAGGUUUAGUGGUGAACUUUUCUACAUUCAUCUAUCACUGCAAAUACAUUAGUAGAAAUCACUAAGUAAUCGCAGUAUUAUUCUCAUUGUUUAAAGGCAAACCAAUUACACCCGUGAUAAACAACGAAGAGUCGGAAAUACAUGGUUGCAAAGUCAAUGUUACGUGGAGUAGAAAAGAAAUAUGCACUAUAACAAAGAGCACUGUACGCUUUAGGGAGAUAAAGCCACUAGGCAUUGAAGCCGAAUGGACAGAACAUAAGGUUCCUUCAACCACCUUUCAUCUUUUAUCUCUGGAAUGCGAUAAGGGGUAUGAAAUUGAAGUGUCUUCCUGGCUUGGAGAAGUUCAAAGCGACUGGUCAGUUUCUUGGAAAUUUAAAACCCGCUCU
Messenger RNA from Porites evermanni, 1777 nucleotides. NCBI's taxonomy places the organism in Eukaryota, Metazoa, Cnidaria, Anthozoa, Scleractinia, Poritidae. The record is from the annotation of a GenBank genome assembly.